AUGCAUCGCUCGGCUCUCUCCCUCACGACUGUAGGCACUGUGAAGGAGAGUCUACCUCAUCCUGACCCGUUCACUGUAACCUCAAAUUCACGUGGAAUGAAGGCACUGGCUUUUGAGACAGUGGCAGUGAAGGAGAGGCCACUUGCCUCCUCAUCCCCCUACAUACCCCAACACGGCCUUCAGCUGUGCCAAGAGUACUUAGACUUGCAGCAGCAGCAGGGGCGUGUGGCUGCCGCCCUCACCCACACAGCUGUGACCUACCACGCCCCACCCAAUGUAGCCCCGGUUCACGCCCCCACCAAGACCGCCGCCUCCCAGCACGGCUUGCACACCUGUCCGCCCCGCCUGCUGGAGACCGUGCCCACUCCCCCAUCUGGUCCCGCCGCGCAGGUGACCCCUCAAGAUUGGAAGGUGGCCGCCGCACCCCCCGCAGAGGGCGAGGCAGCGGCGCCCCUCGUGAAGGAAGCCGAGGCGCUGGUGGAGGCUGAGGCUGCACAAGCUGAGGCGGCGGCAGCAGCAGCGGCGGCAGCAUCAACACCAGCAGAAACGGAAGCUAGGCCGAAGCUGCACCAGCUGCUGCAGCUGCACCUGCGGCAGAAGCCGAAGCUGCACCAGCUGCAGAAGCCGAAGCUGCACCAGCUGCAGAGACCAAAGCAGCACCAGCUGCAGAAGCCGAAGCUGCACCAGCUGCAGAGGCCGAAGCUGCACCAGCUGCUGCAGCUGCACCUGCGGCAGAAACCGAAGCUGCACCAGCUGCAGAGGCCGAAGCUGCACCAGCUGCUGCAGCUGUACCUGCGGCAGAAACCGAAGCUGCACCAGCUGCAGAAGCCGAAGCUGCACCAGCUGCAGAGGCCGAAGCUGCACCAGCUGCAGAAGCCGAAGCUGCACCAGCUGCAGAGGCCAAAGCUGCACCAGCUGCUGCAGCUGUACCUGCGGCAGAAGCCGAAGCUGCACCAGCUGCAGAAGCUGAAGCUGCACCAGCUGCAGAAGCCGAAGCUGCACCAGCUGCUGCAGCUGCACCUGCAGCAGAAACCGAACCUGCACCAGCUGCAGAGACCGAAGCUGCACCAGCUGCAGAGGCCGAAGCUGCACCAGCUGCAGAAGCAGAAGCUGCACCAGCUGCAGAAGCUGAAGCUGCACCAGCUGCAGAAGCCGAAGCUGCACCAGCUGCUACAGCUGCACCUGCAGCAGAAACAGAAGCUGCACCAGCUGCAGAGACCGAAGCUGCACCAGCUGCAGAAGCUGAAGCUGCACCAGCUGCUGCAGCUGUACCUGCGGCAGAAGCCGAAGUUGCACCAGCUGCAGAAGCUGAAGCUGUACCAGCUGCAGAGGCCGAAGUUGCACCAGCUGCAGAAGCCGAAGCUGCACCAGCUGCAGAGGCCGAAGUUGCACCAGCUGCUGCAGCUGUACCUGCGGCAGAAGCCGAAGCUGCACCAGCUGCAGAAGCUGAAGCUGCACCAGCUGCAGAGGCCGAAGUUGCACCAGCUGCAGAAGCUGAAGCUGCACCAGCUGCAGAGGCCGAAGUUGCACCAGCUGCAGAAGCCGAAGCUGCACCAGCUGCUGCAGCUGCACCUGCUGCAGAGACCGAAGCUGCACCAGCUGCAGAAGCCGAAGCUGCACCAGCUGCAGAAGCCGAAGCUGCACCAGCUGCUGCAGCUGCACCUGCGGCAGAAGCCGAAGCUGCACCUGCGGCAGAAGCCGAAGCUGCACCAGCAGAAGCUGCUCCAGCUGUGGAGGCCGAAGCUACACCAGCUGCAGAAGUCGAAGCUGCACCAGCAGAAGCUGCACCAGCUGCUGCAGCUGCACCUGCAGCAGAAGCCGAAGUUACACCAGCUACAGAAGCCGAAGCUGCACCAGCUGCAGAAGCCGAAGCUGCGGAAGCAGAAGCUGCACCAGCUGCAGAAGCCGAAGCUGCACCAGCUGCAGAAGCAGAAGCUACACCAGCUGCAGAAGCAGAAGCUGCACCAGCUGCGGAAGCAGAAGCUGCACCAGCUGCAGAAGCCGAAGCUGCACCAGCUGCAGAAGCCGAAGCUGCACCAGCUGCAGAAGCCGAAGCUGCACCAGCUGCAGAAGCAGAAGCUGCACCAGCUGCGGAAGCAGAAGCUGCACCAGCUACGGAAGCUGCAGCUGCACCUGCAGCUGCAGAAACUGUGA
Messenger RNA from Scylla paramamosain (green mud crab), 2154 nucleotides. RefSeq names its product PAX-interacting protein 1-like. The transcript is spliced from 8 exons. The record is from RefSeq and is a predicted model, not a curated record. The coding region runs from base 1 to 2154 and encodes 717 amino acids. NCBI's taxonomy places the organism in Eukaryota, Metazoa, Arthropoda, Malacostraca, Decapoda, Portunidae.